UGGCGAUGUCCGGGUUGUUACGCCGUGUUGUCGGAAAAAACUUUGAUAUAUUUUUGUACAAUGGCUCGUUGGGUUGUCAAGUGCAGCAGACUCGCGCUACGCAGUCCUUCGUUGUUAUUGACAAACCAAAACCGGGGGUGAAAGGAAAAAGUUACCGGAGAUUCGUGCAUUUCGAGGACAAGUACACAGUGAAACCUCUUCAGGUUACCAAUCUCGCUGGCAGAGAUCCCAUUACAGGGAGACUAGUAGCGAUAGGAAUAGGCGGUGGAAUAAAACACAAAUACCAUUGGAUAAAAUGGAACCGAGAUGGACCAACUGACCCAUCACUGCCACCUAAAGAGGAAAAAGUCCUAGAGGUAUUUAAAGACGGCUGUAGGACGUCAUACGUCGCUCUAGUAGCCCACGACAAAGAGCUGAGCUACAUCCUAGCCACCGAGAACAUGAAGCCCGGCCAAGUGAUCCGAACUUCCAAGGGAAUUCCUCGUAUGUCUGUGAGAGCUUUCGAAGGCGACGCUUAUCCCCUUGGCGCCCUGCCUACUGGCACGAUAGUAAACUGCGUGGAAAAGUACCCAGGUCUCGGAGGUUUCUUGAUCCACGCCGCUGGGACCUACGGGACGAUUCUCCGUCGCGAUGGCGACGACCGCGUAAUAGUCCAGAUGCCCAGCAAGAAGCUCUUCAGCCUCGCAAGCACCUGCAUGGCCACCGUGGGAAGGCUCUCGAAUAUCGAUCACGGCUCAACACCCAUCGGCAGCGCCCAGAGAAAUCGAGAGCUGGGUAACCGUCCUCGCAGUGGACUCUGGCAUCGCAAAGAUGGUCGGCAUGGCAGAAAAAUUCGUCGCAUUCCACCUCCGAUACCUUUUACCACCAAUGAGGACUACAAAAAAAUAAAACCUUAUUGUCUUACGCACUCUGCAUUCAACACAAAUCAAGAUGCCAAACACAAGCCGACUGUUCCUGUUAAAGAUUACGCUGUAUAUUAAUUUAAAAAUUAUAAAUUACUAAUUACUGUUCAAUAAAUAAAAAAAAAUUUAAGUAA
Messenger RNA from Microplitis demolitor, 1036 nucleotides. RefSeq names its product 39S ribosomal protein L2, mitochondrial (gene mRpL2). NCBI's taxonomy places the organism in Eukaryota, Metazoa, Arthropoda, Insecta, Hymenoptera, Braconidae. Bases 6 to 980 code for a protein of 324 amino acids. The transcript has 2 exons. Gene Ontology annotation, biological process: cytoplasmic translation. Gene Ontology annotation, molecular function: RNA binding; structural constituent of ribosome. Gene Ontology annotation, cellular component: ribosome. The record is from RefSeq and is a predicted model, not a curated record.